Amaranthus tricolor (Joseph's coat) is the source of this 672-nucleotide messenger RNA. RefSeq lists its product as uncharacterized. NCBI's taxonomy places the organism in Eukaryota, Viridiplantae, Streptophyta, Magnoliopsida, Caryophyllales, Amaranthaceae. Bases 1 to 672 code for a protein of 223 amino acids. The transcript has a single exon. The record is from RefSeq and is a predicted model, not a curated record.
AUGAAAGAUCUUGGGCGGUUGAAGUAUUUUCUUGGGAUUGAGGUGGCUCGUAAUGAUGAGGGUAUUUUAUUGUGUCAGCGUAAAUAUGCUCUUGAUAUCAUUUCCGAGGCCGGUUUGUUGGGUGUAAAGCCGUCUCCUUUCCCCAUUGAACAAAAUCACUCUUUGGCUCUUGCGUGUGGUAAUUUGUUAGAGUCUCCAGAACGAUAUCGUCGGCUUGUUGGUCGUCUUAUAUAUCUUUCUUUCACUCGACCUGAUUUGGCCUAUGCAGUUCAUAUUCUAGCUCAAUUUAUGCAGGCUCCUCGUGUGGAACAUUGGGAUGCGGCAUUACGUGUUGUACGCUAUCUCAAAGGUUCUCCUGGUCAAGGUAUUCUUCUUCCCUCUAGCUGUGACUUACAUCUUGUUGGUUGGUGCGACUCUGACUGGGCUAGUUGCCCUCUUACUCGACGCUCAUUGACUGGAUGGAUUGUGUUUCUUGGUGGUUCUCCAAUUUCUUGGAAAACCAAGAAACAACAUACGGUUUCUCGUUCGUCUGCUGAGGCUGAAUAUCGUUCAAUGGCUUCUGUCACUUGUGAACUUAAAUGGCUAAAGGGUCUGCUUUCUAGUUUGGGCGUUGAUCAUUCUGCUCCUAUGAUGUUGUACUGUGAUAGUAAGUCUGCUUUGCAUAUCGCCUAG